GACCGGAGCCUGGAGGUAGUAUCAAAUAGAAAUAUCCGUGUUUCGCAGUAAUCUUAUUCUAUCCAAUAUGACAUGUUCUACUCAGAUUUGAGGACUGCAAGUCAGAAAGAUCAUCUUUUAAUCAGUCAAAUAACGUGUUUUUUUCAUUCAGAAAACCAUCAAUCAGCUCAUGGAUGAGUUUUAUUAUAAGAGGAUUCGACAGGGGUUCAGAAAGAGUAAGUAGCUUAAGAAAAUCACUGCGCAUUCCUUCUCUAACUGUUCUUCCACUCCCAAAAGAAGUAUUGGAAUCAUCAAGAAAGAAAAUUCUUGAUCCUCAAGGGUCAUUUCUUCAGUUCUGGAACAAAAUAUUUGUCUUGGCUUGUGUAAUUUCAGUGGCCCUGGAUCCAUUGUUCUUAUAUAUUCCUGUCAUAGAUAACGAGAGGAAGUGCCUUGAUUUGGAUCACACAUUAAAGAUCCCUAUUUCUAUUCUGCGAUCAGUCACUGAUCUUUGCUAUAUCUAUCAUAUCAUCUUGCAAUUUCGUACUGGCUUUAUUUCUCCUUCUUCUCGAGUAUUUGGUAGGGGUGAGUUGAUUGAGGACUCUGCCCUUAUAGCCAACCGAUACAUAUUCUCUUAUUUCCUCAUUGACAUUCUAGCUGUUCUUCCACUCCCACAGAUGGUGCUCUUUAUCAUCGCUCCUAACAUGAAUCUCCCCAUUUCUCUGGUGACGGGAGAACAAUUGAAGAUUGUUAUAUUCACACAAUAUGUUCCAAGAAUCCUUAGGAUAUAUCUGUUAUACAAGGAAGUAACAAGGACAACAGGCUUUUUUACUGAAACGGCAUGGGCUGGAGCUGCUUUCAACCUAUUUUUAUUCAUGCUCGGCAGUAAUGUGGUAGGAGCAUUUUGGUACGUGUUCACAGUGGAAAGACAACAUGACUGCUGGCGAGAAGCAUGUCAGCGUACUGCAAAAUGUGUUUUAUUCGACUUAUAUUGUAACCAAGGAGGAAAAGGAAAUGCUCAAUUUCUAAAUUCUUCUUGUCUUCUCCUGAAACCGGAAGAUAUAAAAGAGAAUGAGUUUGAUUUUGGGAUAUUUCUUGAUGCUCUUCAGUCCCAAAUCGUAGGAAAACGAAACUUCUGGUCCAAACUCUUCUAUUGCUUCUGGUGGGGGCUGCGAAAUUUAAGCUCUCUUGGCCAAGACCUUAACCCAAGCAACUUCGUAGGGGAAAUUCUCUUUGCCAUCUUCAUCUGCAUUGUUGGGAUGAUUCUGUUUUCCUUGCUAAUUGGCAACAUGCAGGAAUAUUUGAAGUCUAUGACAGUUCGAGUAGAAGAGAUGAGAUUGAAAAGGCAGGAUGCAGAACAUUGGAUGUCUCACCGCAAACUUCCUGACAACCUCAGAGAGCGUGUUCGAAGGUAUGAGCAGUACAGAUGGCAAGAAACUAGAGGUGUUGAUGAAGAUUAUCUAAUUGUUAACCUUCCAAAAGACUUGAGGAGAGACAUAAAGCGUCACCUCUGUUGGUCUUUGGUCAAAAGAGUUCCCAUGUUUGAUAAGAUGGAUGAACAGUUACUGGAUGCAAUGUGUGAUCGACUGAAACCAGCUCUUUUCACAGAGAAAAGCUUCAUAAUCCAAGAAGGAGAUCCAGUGAAUGAAAUGCUUUUUCUCAUGAGAGGUACUGUGUUGACUAUAACCACCAAUGGUGGAAGAAGUGGCUUCUUCAACUCUGCAUCUCUCAAGGCUGGUGAUUUCUGUGGAGAGGAGCUUCUUACGUGGGCUUUGGACCCCCAUACUUCCUCAAGUCUUCCCGCCUCUACUAGAACAGUACAAGCUGUUACAGAUGCGGAAGCUUUUGCUCUCACAGCUGAUGAUCUCAUGUUUGUUGCCACUCAAUUUAGACGCCUUCAUAGCAAGCAGCUUCGGCAUAUUUUCAAGUUCCAUUCAGAGCACUGGAGGACAUGGGCAGCCUGCUUUAUACAAGCAGCAUGGCGCAGACAUUGUAAGCAUGAGCUUGAGAAAUCUUUAAGAGAGGAAGAAGAUAGACUUCAGGUUGUAUUGGCAAAAGAGAAUGUGAAUUUACCAAGUCUUGGGGCUACCAUUUAUGCAUCACGAUUUGCUGCCAACGCAUUGCGUGCCUUGCGACAACGCAACCAACCAAGGGGUCCCAAAUUAUCUCCUAGCUUAUGUCCCUUACUGCUUCAGAAGCCAGCUGAACCUGAUUUUAGCUCUUAAAGCCAAAAAGUAGGCAGUCUUACCAGAAAUAUUGGAAGAGGCUUAUUAUGACCUUAGUUGCUGCAGUUUGGUUUCUAAACGAGUCUGAUAAAAGAGUCUGCUGUAUCUUUUUACAAUAAAAGCCUUGAAUAUAACAGGCAUUCUGCACCUGCCUUGUAAAAUUGUACUCUGCUGAACUAUGGUUUUCAAUAACUUUUGGCUAUUUUACA
Molecule: messenger RNA, 2410 nt
Organism: Lycium ferocissimum
Lineage: Eukaryota; Viridiplantae; Streptophyta; Magnoliopsida; Solanales; Solanaceae
Product: cyclic nucleotide-gated ion channel 1-like
Exons: 7
Coding region: 174-2201 (675 amino acids)
Biological process (GO): monoatomic ion transport; transmembrane transport
Cellular component (GO): membrane
Molecular function (GO): monoatomic ion channel activity
Source: RefSeq, a predicted model, not a curated record